This is a messenger RNA of Gilbertella persicaria, 801 nucleotides long. RefSeq lists its product as uncharacterized. Gene Ontology annotation, biological process: membrane organization; endoplasmic reticulum tubular network organization. Gene Ontology annotation, cellular component: endoplasmic reticulum; membrane. The transcript is spliced from 5 exons. The coding region runs from base 1 to 801 and encodes 266 amino acids. The record is from RefSeq and is a predicted model, not a curated record. Lineage: Eukaryota; Fungi; Mucoromycota; Mucoromycetes; Mucorales; Choanephoraceae.
AUGGCUCCACCAGCAACAGCUUCUUUCCAAGAACGCGCUCUUGCUCUCGUCAAGACACUUCAAUUUGCCUGGUUUUUUGGUCACGUCUUGACACUUUAUGGUACAUUAACUUAUACCUUGAGCGUCUUACUGUUCCGUUCAAACAGCUCCUUCUACAAGAUUGCCUACUUGGGUGCUUUAGUAUCAUAUGGUGUAGUAAUUUAUAAAUCGCACGGCAGACCUCAGCCUAAUGCCGAGUAUGCUCGUAAAUUGGUUAUGGAUGAAAACGCACAAUACUUGUUGCUUGCACUCUUUUGGUUCUUCUCUAAUCCUAUUACAGUCUCUUUGAUUCCUUUCUUCACCUUCUCUGCAUUCCAUGCUCUUGGUUAUAUCCGCACAAACAUCAUUCCCAACUUGUUCCCUCGUCCCACUACUGCCAGCAACAGCGGAGAUGCUUCCGUGUCAUGGCAAGCAAAAACUCAGCAACAAAUCAAAUCAUUAACAGACAAGUAUUACGGUGCUGCUAUGCGCUUUGUUGCUCAAUCAGAAGUUACUGUUAUUGCUGUUCGCUUGCUUAUUGGUUUGCUUCGUCUUAACUUCAUGCCUAUCAUCUUGUUUGCUCAAUUCCUUCGUUUCCGUUACCAUUUAUCGACCUAUACUCGUCAAACCUUUACUGAACUUCGAGUUAAAUUUGAUGGAUUGCUUUUGCCUCCUUCAGUUGAUCCUCGUAUCCCUCCUGUUGUUACUAAAGCCUAUAUCACUAUUAGGGAUAUGAUCACAAGAUUCGGCAAUUCCAUUGUUCAACAACAACCUACACAAUAG